Messenger RNA from Penicillium bovifimosum, 960 nucleotides. RefSeq lists its product as uncharacterized. The coding region runs from base 1 to 960 and encodes 319 amino acids. The transcript is spliced from 3 exons. Lineage: Eukaryota; Fungi; Ascomycota; Eurotiomycetes; Eurotiales; Aspergillaceae. The record is from RefSeq and is a predicted model, not a curated record.
AUGGCCUCCAAUAACCCGCAACCCAAGCGACCUCCAACCUAUUUCUUUCCCGCAACACCCAAGUGGGCCGCAAUUGUAGAGGCUGGAGCUUCCCGGAGCCACCCUCAUCAACAAUUCCAGAAGGGAAACAACUCGCCGGAAAUAUUAGGGCCCCAGAGAUCCCACGGGGCUGAUAGCGGGAACAAAGGGGCGCGCUCUUUUGAGGUCCCCAUUUUGAAUGACGACCCAUGGGCUGACUAUGAGAAGCGCAUCGAAAUUUUCCCCAAGCGGCAUAUCUUUCUCGCCAGGCACCGUGAGAACAAAGGGGAGCUGGUCCAUGUGCAGCAGCUCGAAGAGGGCGUGGAAAUACGGCCCCUCCUCAAUACAAUCACCCGUCUCUCGCAUCGUAGCUUCCUUCGCCUUCUCCACUGUUAUCAGUAUGAGGGGCUAGCCUUUUUGGUUUGGGAGCCCGUGGAGUUGUCUUUGUCACAGAUUAUCGGGUCCAAGUACUCGAUACGGGAGGCCGAGCUUGUCUCUAUAGUGUGGCCGGUCAGUACUGACUCAAGAGCCAUGAGAUUAGCGCCGCAGCUCACCACGCUCCAGAUUCUUAAGGGAAUUCGACACCUACGGGACUUCAACCGGGCUCUUGCCUCGCUCACGAACGAGACAAUUUUGCUGACCGAUUCUGGGAGUGUCAAGAUCGCGGAAAUCGAACGCAGUUGCGAGAUUCAUGCAGCAGACAUGAAUGCGGUCACGCUGAAGCUGUUUGCCUUAUCUGAAAUUAUUGAGGGGCUUCGGAAGCAAAUGAAUCCGCUCGAUCUUUGGAGUCCCGAGGCUCAGAACCUGUCAGCAAAGUUAAUGGUGGUGCCACUGGAUGACAUUUUGCGCGACGAUCUCUUUGCCCAGAUGCAGGGUGGGGAGCUGAAGAUGAUGGUAAAUAUCGUCAGUAAAUCUAGCCACUACGAUAUCAAAUUUUCCUAG